Molecule: messenger RNA, 1932 nt
Organism: Penaeus indicus
Lineage: Eukaryota; Metazoa; Arthropoda; Malacostraca; Decapoda; Penaeidae
Gene: maf-S
Product: transcription factor MafK-like
Exons: 5
Coding region: 270-686 (138 amino acids)
Biological process (GO): regulation of transcription by RNA polymerase II
Cellular component (GO): nucleus
Molecular function (GO): RNA polymerase II cis-regulatory region sequence-specific DNA binding; DNA-binding transcription factor activity, RNA polymerase II-specific
Source: RefSeq, a predicted model, not a curated record
CGCGGGCGCGGGCGAGGGCCAGCCUGGAUGACGAUGUAAACAAACUCGGUUGGUGGAGACUCGAGGCUUCCCCCCCUUGCAUGAUUCAGCACCUUCUCUUAAGCUCCCCUGGACGCCAUAUUUCUCGCGUAGUUCCUUAACCGCACGCACGCACCCGGGACGAGCAUGGAGAGCAGACAGACCAGGACUUUGAUUCAGCAUUGAUCUGUUAAUACAAACCCACUCUCAAGUUUUGUACUUCCAACCUGCCAGCCCAGAACACCACAGUAAUGAAUGUCCAAGCCGGUCCAGCUCUACAUGGUUCUGACAAGGAAGAUUUCUGGCCCCCGCUGUCACCAACCCCAUUUGACAUUAGUGACGAUGAACUGGUCUGCGCUAGUGUCAGGGACCUCAAUCGGCAGCUAAAGCUCCGAGGGCUCUGCAGAGAGGAUAUAAUGAAGGUGAAACAACGAAGAAGAACAUUAAAAAAUAGAGGCUAUGCAGCAAGCUGUCGAAUCAAGAGAAUAGAGCAGAUUGAUGAAUUGGAGUCUGAGCGGACAACAGAACAAGUUGACAUUGAGAAACUUAUUAAUGAAAACCACAAUAUGCGAACUGAGAUUGAUCGGUUGUUCCAGAAUUAUGAAGCCCUUAAAAAAUUUGCUGACCAGAAGAAUAUACCUCUCCCUCCAGAUUUGGAGACCCUAUGAUCUUCAGUGAAAUGCAAGUGUUUUCAUAGUCAUUCUUUGUGCAUUAUUGAUGUAAUGCAAAAGUCCAUGUUGCCUUUACUAAUGAAGUUCAAAUUCAGGAUUAAUAUAAGUCAUGGUUAAUACCAUGUUAAGACAGUAGUAAAACUAAUCUAACUUGAAAGACACGAGAUCUGAUAUUUUAAAAUUCUGUAAAAUGCAUUAAAUCCUUGGACUAUUUUUCUUGCUGUAGAAAAGAAAAGGUAUUGUUUCAUUGGAUACAUUUCAUUAUUGUGCAUGUCCAUGCAACUACUUCCACUGUACCUUAACUCAAUCUGCUAGUGCAUAUUUUGUAGAAGACCUCAGAAGUGUGGCUUUUCAAUUGACAUUAUCAUGGUCUCAUAUUUGUGAUAGGCUCUUGUGUGAUAGAUUAUUAUUAUUAUUAUUAUUUUAUUUUUAUUUUUUUGUAGUAUUAAGGCAUCUCCCAAAAAUCAUCCCCUUGUUCAUGUAUGUGCAACUCUCUUUCUGUUAAGGCCUACCAUUAUUAUUUUUAUAUUGUUAGCACUGAUGUAUGAAAUUACUAAAUUACUCAUAUAUUACACUUAUUUCAUUAAUGUAGAUUGUUUCUUAUAAGCAUUGUCAUGCACUGAAACACUAAACAACCUAUUCCACAUGGCAUCACAUUAGCCAAGACCUUACAAAUGGACAAAACUACUUUAGAGUUGCAUGUGUCCUUGUCAUAGGGUUUGCACUUGGGUUAAGAUGAUCUAGGUGUUAAGACACAUGUAUCAGCAGUGUAAGUGUGUAUGAAUCACCUCCUCUGUUAAAAGCCCCAGUUUACAGGAGCUUACUCUUAUUUUGUUGCAUUUUAUAUAUUAAGUCUUGCACCUGUGAUAAGUCUCAACCCAAACAUUCUCCAGACUCAUAGUGUUUUCAGUUGAUUUUUGUGUGUUGCCUUUUUUUUUGUGCACUAAUCCUAAUGUUUAGGGUAAAUCUCAUCGUAGGAAAUUUAAUGUGUUUAUUCUUGUAUUACUCUCAAAACCUUUGUUUAGAUUAUUAUUAUUAUUCUUUUUUAGUAUCUUGGUAAAUGGCUUGUCUGUAGGCUCACCAGUGCAGUAGGUACUUAAAAAGACCAGUGACAAUAAGAUGAUAAUAAAAAGGAUAAUGAGAUGAACGAUACUACAUCUAUGUUUUAUUUUCCAAACAUCUAUCAUUAUUUACUUUAUCAAUUAAGGUAAGAGAGUGAAAAGGUACAAAAAUAGAUUAAUGU